GCGGCGGCGGUGGUGGCGGCGGUGGGGUGGCGGGAGCGGAGCGGCAUGGCCACGGCGGCUUCUAACCCCUACCUGCCGGGCGGCGGCCUGCUGGCGGCCGGCUCCAUUGUGCACUCGGACGCGGCAGGGGCGGGCGGCGGCGGUGGGGGCGGCGGCGGCGGGGCGGGCGGCGGCGGGGCGGGCGGCGGCGGCGGCGGCAUGCAGCCGGGCAGCGCCGCCGUGACCUCGGGCGCCUACCGCGGGGACCCGUCCUCCGUCAAGAUGGUGCAGAGCGACUUCAUGCAGGGGGCCAUGGCUGCCAGCAACGGCGGCCAUAUGCUGAGCCACGCGCACCAGUGGGUCACCGCGCUGCCCCACGCCGCCGCCGCUGCCGCCGCCGCCGCCGCCGCUGCCGUGGAGGCCAGCUCGCCGUGGUCGGGCAGCGCGGUGGGCAUGGCCGGCAGCCCGCAGCAGCCGCCGCAACCGCCGCCGCCGCCGCCGCCGCCGCCACAGGGCCCCGACGUGAAGGGGGGCGCGGGCCGCGAGGAGCUGCACGCGGGCGCGGCGCUGCACCACCGCGGGCCGCCGCACCUCGGGCCGCCGCCGCCGCCCCCGCCGCACCAGGGACACCCCGGGGGCUGGGGCGCCGCCGCCGCCGCCGCCGCGGCCGCCGCCGCCGCCGCCGCCGCCGCGCACCUCCCGUCCAUGGCGGGCGGCCAGCAGCCGCCGCCGCAGAGCCUGCUGUACUCGCAGCCCGGCGGCUUCACGGUGAACGGCAUGCUGAGCGCGCCCCCGGGGCCCGGCGGCGGCGGCGGCGGCGCGGCCGGCGGCGCCCAGGGCCUGGUGCAUCCGGGGCUGGUGCGCGGGGACACGCCUGAGCUGGCGGAGCACCACCACCACCACCACCACCACGCGCACCCACACCCGCCGCACCCGCACCACGCGCAGGGCCCCCCGCACCACGGCGGCGGCGGCGCGGGCCCGGGACUGAACAGCCACGAGCCGCACUCGGACGAGGACACACCGACGUCCGACGACCUGGAGCAGUUCGCCAAGCAGUUCAAGCAGCGGCGCAUCAAGCUGGGCUUCACGCAGGCCGACGUGGGGCUGGCCCUGGGCACGCUCUACGGCAACGUGUUCUCGCAGACCACCAUCUGCCGCUUCGAGGCCCUGCAGCUGAGCUUCAAGAACAUGUGCAAGCUCAAGCCGCUGCUGAACAAGUGGCUGGAGGAGGCGGACUCGAGCACCGGCAGCCCCACGAGCAUCGACAAGAUCGCGGCGCAGGGCCGCAAGCGCAAGAAGCGGACCUCCAUAGAGGUGAGCGUCAAGGGCGCGCUGGAGAGCCACUUCCUCAAGUGCCCCAAGCCCUCCGCGCAGGAGAUCACCAACCUGGCCGACAGCCUGCAGCUCGAGAAGGAGGUGGUGCGCGUCUGGUUCUGCAACCGGCGCCAGAAGGAGAAGCGCAUGACGCCGCCCGGCAUCCAGCAGCAGACGCCCGACGACGUGUACUCGCAGGUGGGGACCGUGAGCGCCGACACGCCGCCGCCGCACCAUGGGCUGCAGACCAGCGUGCAGUGAGGCCGGGCGCCGCGCGCACCGGGCCGCCGAGAGCCGCCGCCGCCGCCGCCCCGCCGGGAGCCGCCGAGGGCCGCCGCCGCGCGCACAGCCCGCGCCCGGCCCGGCCCGGCCCGGGCGUCUGGCCGCCUCCCCCUCCGCCCAGAGACAGGCGAGCCGCGGCCCUGGGAGGGGGGAGAACGACCGGGGAGGCUCCGACCGCGAGACUCCUUUGGAAAGUCCGAGGAAGGAGGGACCAGGACAUUUUAAAGCCUAAUAAAUACCGAGACUAUUUUAUAUGCGCAUCGAACAGACAGAGCCGGAGGAGGAGAAGCAGCUCCCUGGCGGUGGUUCGGCUCCGCUUUGAAGGAAGGGGGAGGAGGCCUAACCCACGGAAUGGCGCUCCCGAGGUACUGUCCACCCCCAGGCGUCCUGUGCAGCCUAGCCGGAGGGGGAGAGCACCUGCCUGGCCCUCUCCUUUGAGACUAGAGCGAGCCCUCCCCUUUCUUCCGCUUCUUCCUAAAGGGCUGCCUAAAAGAUCCACAGAAACUUCCUCUGUUGGGAGCGACCCGAAAGGAGAGACCCACCCGGCUUUGCGCGGGCCUGCUGGCUCCCGGACAGUGUUCUGCUUGGCCAUAGGAAAGUCUUGGGGGAACAAACGAGCAACUCAGAGUUGGGAAGGAAGGAGAAACAGAGUCUGGGGGAGGGGGGGACAAGAUUCGCAGGUCCUCAAGUUCACGGGCUGAGCAGGAAAGCCAGAAGAGAGCAUCCUCACCACCGUACCCUGGGAAAUCAGAGCACCGCAAAAGAGCCAGGGCUGGGAGCCGGCUAAGGGCAGCCCUCUGGCAGAGAGGGCACAGCUGGCAGGGCGGCAGGCGAGGACCCAAGCCUUAGAGACCGCCCAGAGAGGCCAGGCCACCGCCACAGAACCCGGGCUCUGCUGACCCCCUCGGGGUGGACCAUGCCUAAAGAUUUCACCGCUAAUAUUUUUUUUAUUAACAUUUUUUAUUUUUUAUUUCUGGACUGACUCCGAUAAAGAGGGUGUGGAAAGACAGCUCCAGCCGCGCACCUCCCUUGACUGGUGCCCUCGCUCCGCUGCCAACUGUGACUGAAUGAGCGCUGCGGAUGAGACCCUGUAAUACUGCCUUUUCCAAGCAGUGUCUUUGGUAGGUUUUAAUAAACAGACUUUUCAGAUGACGGCAAUAUAGAAUCGUUAGAUCCGCUGUUGAUCUAAAAAUAUUUGCUUUAUAUUUUCAUUAAAUGACUUCUUUUAAUAUUUUAUUCAGAAUACUUAUGAACUGCUGCAAAACGGUAAUUUAUUUUUCCCCAGAUCUUGUAUUACGUGUUUUUUUCAGACGAGCACAAAUCAAAAUGAAAUGAAAAAUAUGGACAGUUGUUAGGUAAUAAGGGUAUCUUUUGAUGUGAUCAUUUGAUUGUAAUUUAAUUUGAGUAGUGAUUCCGUAAGAGCUGAUUGAGAAAAUAAAUUUGUUAGAAUGAAA
Meriones unguiculatus (Mongolian gerbil) is the source of this 3032-nucleotide messenger RNA. RefSeq names its product POU class 3 homeobox 3 (gene Pou3f3). Lineage: Eukaryota; Metazoa; Chordata; Mammalia; Rodentia; Muridae. Gene Ontology annotation, cellular component: nucleus. Gene Ontology annotation, molecular function: DNA-binding transcription factor activity, RNA polymerase II-specific; RNA polymerase II cis-regulatory region sequence-specific DNA binding. The record is from RefSeq and is a predicted model, not a curated record. The transcript has a single exon. The coding region runs from base 46 to 1557 and encodes 503 amino acids. Gene Ontology annotation, biological process: regulation of transcription by RNA polymerase II; brain development.